GGAUGAAGGGGGCGGUGAGUCGAGUGGGUACCACUGAUGCGAUACUAAAAUUUUGUGUUGGUUCUAAAAGUUGCGUGUUUUUCCUGAUGUUCAAAUUGAUUCGCUAUUUGCUUUCUUUACAAAUAUUCAUUGAUUUCAUUGUUUAUACUGAAUUGAAUAUGUUAUAGACUUUUAUUCUAGAACGUGAACUGUUAGUAGCCCGUUAACGAGUUAUUAACUACGAUGUAGAUGUCAAGCUAUGGCCAAGAGAAAAACAAGUCCAGCAGAGGCAGACGCUUCCAAAGCUAGCCACAGGUCAACUAAUCAAGUAGGAGCGUCAGGUGACACGGAACCCACAUCACCACCAUCGAAUUCCCAAAGCGUCAGCAACUUAAAAAGUAAAUCGGAAAAAUCUGUUUCAGAGGAUUCGUCCCACAAGUUUUCAAGUCUUACAGUAUAUUCUUUUCUAAUCUUACUUUUGGCUAUGGUAACUUUGUAUUACCUGCCAACCAUCAACAUCGUCUUUAAUUCAUACUUAUAUACUGAGGACAGCUUGAAUGGCGGCUGGAGGCCGGCCUCGCAGGAGAUUUUGGAAAAAUACGACACUGACAUUUGCAACAUUCAGCGACUGUCAGUCAGCAGCCUGAGCCCCGCUAAUUUUGAAAAAGAGUUCCGCUUCAAAAAACCUGUCUUAGUUACGUUUCCAAAUGGGCUCAAGGAUUGGACAGACCCUGACCUGUGGUCAAGGCAAGGGCUACUUAAGGCCUACAGCAACUGGACAUUACAUUCCGGACAAUCGCUAGAAAUUGUUAGAGCGGGCGGGAACGCCAAGCACAGAACUUCCUUCUCAGAGUUUGUCGACAGUCUGCUUGCGGAAACAAACAAAACAACGAAUGAACCACUACAUUAUGGCUUUGAUCGUCGGUUCUAUUAUGACACAGAUCUGCCAAAGUCUCUUCGCUUACCCAGAUAUUUCCAGAGCAACUACUUGGAAGAUGACAGCAUCUUCUUCCUGGGCUCAUCUCUAACUGGAGUUGUCUUUCACAAGCACUCAGACACAUGGAAUGCGGUGGCCUAUGGGAAAAAACGUUGGUUUCUAUAUCCGCCUUCCAGGACACCACCAGGGGGUGUUUACCAUGGAUUCACCCUGUUGGACUGGUUCCAUCAUGUGUAUCCUGAGCUAACAGAGGAAGAAAAACCUAUAGAAUGUGUUCAGCAAGGUGGAGAAAUAUUAUAUUUGCCAGAAGGCAUGUAUCAUGCAACUUUAAAUCUUGGUGAUACAAUUGCACUGGCCAUUCAGAAGAAAAAUGCAACUACAGAAAUUGAAAAAUUGUCAUACGAAGCCACUAGGCUAAACAACUUGAUGUCUGAAAUUUCUGAAGAUGAUUCAGACAAGGCCAUCAACAUGAAACUGCGUGAGAUUUAUGAAAGAACAUUAGAACUAUAUCCAGACAAUGCUGAAGCCCACCAUAAGCUUGGUCUCGCCCUGUUCAACAUGGGUUUGUAUCGGGAUGCCUUACCCCAGUUCAUGAAAGCUAUCAAGCUGGAUCCUUAUUUUGUUUUAGCCUACAUACACAUGGCUAAAUCAUUAGCUAAGCUUCGUGAUUAUGUAAAAGCAGAUGUUGUCUUUCAAAAAGCUAUUGAAAUAUCACCAAAUCUUUGGGACAACUAUAAAGAAUAUGGAGAAUUCCUUUUGCAGCAAGGACGGCCUGCACAUGCACUUCCUAUUUAUAAAAAGGGCACUGAACUGAUGCCUGAGUUGACACCAUUCUGGCAUUAUUACAAACAUUGCCAACAGCAAGUAGGUGAUAUUGAAGGAGCCAAGCAGUCUGAGCAAAUCAUUGUAAAAUUACAGAAACAAGAAGAAACACAAGACUCAUGAUCUAGAUCAGAGGCUCCCUCUGCUGUCCAAGAAUUCUAACAUCAACAAAAUCAAGUUUCAUUAUAUUCAAAUAUGAUUAUAAGAUGUUUUUUUUAACAGUAGAGAAAAUAAUUACCUAAAAAUUUCCGGGAUAAUAGUUGUCUCUAUUGAGAUGUCUGCUGAAAGUGUUGAAAAAUAUUUACACUAUGAAAUAGUUUCAAUCUUAUCAAUUGAAUCAAUUAAAAAGAUGACUGGCUCUCAGGCUAGUGAAUGCAGUUUUGUUUAAGAAAAAUGUAAAUAUUUAUUGUGCUCACUAACUUGAUUACAUUGAAGAUUAUACCUACAUUCUGUUUUCAGGUCUAAAUAGUAGGGCAUUAUGUUAAAUUGUCAUUUGCUUCAUUAAAUUAUUGAAAACAUUUACAUAGAAAAGAGAUUGUGAUAUUAAAAGUAAUUCCUAUAAUGUUUUUGAAUGGUGCUUUAUAUAAUGGUUACAGCUGUGGGUAUCAAUGUUGGGAUCUAAAUUUGUUGUUAUUAUUGUUUCUUCAAGAGAAAAAAUUACAACCUAUCUCUUGAGAUGUUUGUUUGUUUGUAAAAUGUUUCGGAUGUUCCUACAGAGUUGAAGAUAAUUUAUGUCCUAGUCCAAAUCUCCUGCAGGACAACAGGGGACAGCAGCCAGCAGGGUAUGAAUCCGGGACCAUUGAAACAGCUGAACAACAGUCCAGUGGUUGUACAGCAUGACCAAUUAUUAAUAUUCAGGAGCAGAAGAUAUAUUGCUAAUUGUAUCCAUUCUGAAAGCAUGAAUUUUAAGGCUGUACUCUUACAUACUGUAUUUACGUCUUGUUUUUUUUUUUUUAAAUAUGGUCACAAUGUUGGACAAAAACUUAUUCUGCUAUGUUGUUUGAAUUGAUGCUAAAAAGAAAUCCAUUACGAAUGUACAUUUAAAAAUAUAAUUUUAAUGCACAUUUUAAAAAAUGACAUAAGAUACUCAUUUAACCAAAUAAGACAAAUAACUUAUAUUUCCUAUUUGGUAAGGGAAAGCUUUUUUUUUUAUAAGCUUUACAAUGGUAGGCUUAUAUAUUUCUAAAUUGUAAAAGCCUGCAUUAGAGUGAAUGUCUUAUUUCCGCUAACCAUUCCUAAUUAAAUCUAUUACUUCUGUGAUGUUUUUUUGGACUGAAAAUGGGUGAAAAGGAGGAGGGGGGGGGGGAACUAAAUUAUGGGGUAAGGUUGAAGUAAAUCAUUUUACAACUUAACCAUCUCCAACUUACAUUUUAACCUUUUUUUGUGUGUUGUAUAUUUCCUUUUUUUUUUAUUUUCAAAAAAUUGUGCUUCACUUUUGUGAAGUUAUACUAUUCUAUCUAGACAUUUAAAACGAUUGCUUAAGUUUUACAUGUUAUUUUCUUAAUUACACAUUCCAUAUACGUAUGUUUUCUGUAAAGAUUUUAUGCUUUUAGCACACACAUAAAUUUUUAGCAUUCGCUUUUAUUCCAAUAUCUGUUUUAUUAAUGGGGUAGCAUUGUAAUGGACAUUUGUAGCAGCUUUUUUUUUUUCUAAAAGAAAAUAAUUUAAAAAAUUGUAAAAUUUAUAUGUAUAUAGCCAUUAGCCUGAAAUGAUUGGGACCUGAAAAACAUAAUUAUAAAAUACAAUAUGUAAUUACAUAACUGGUACAGGAUGAAGUAAUAAGCACAGUUUAUUGUAUUUCCUCUCUCUGAAAUCAAUUCUGUGUAUAAAGUGCAUGUCAAGAGAGCCAAAUGUUUCUUAUAAAGUAGUCAGAGUAGUUUUCUAGAUUACUGUAUCAGAUUUUAAAAUACCAGUAUCAUACUGUUGCAGCCAUGCAAUUUAUUGCCGCACAUCACGGAAUAAUCUUAACAUACCCUUCCUGGAACUAUUUUACACAAAUUUCCAGGCGUUUCUUAUUUAUUAAAACAGUAUUCAAGUUAAGUUAUUUUUAUAUGUGGGGGUGAUAUAAUUUUGCUUCUAAAGAGAAGUCUUCUCUUCAACAAAACAAUGUACAGACUUUUCUAAACCAAGAGAGUUUAGAACCACAUAGAACAUUAUUCUGUUUUGUUCCUUACACUGUCUAACUUUGAAACGUACUGUAAUUUUUAUAAUUUUUAGUAGGGCCUACAUAAUACACUUAUUCAAUGUUCUUUCUUAGUUUUUUUAAAUUCCUUAAAACAUUCUAAUUUUUGUUUCGGAUUAAGCGAACUUUUGGAUUACUGAAGUCCUGAUUAUCAGGACUCCACUAUAUAUAUUUAAGACCUACCACUGUAGAUUUCAAUUUUUUUAUUUAUAAUGCGUUUUUUUAAUUAAAAUUGCUUUUUUACCCUAUUAUGCUAAUUAGCUGGGCUUUUUUUUUUUUCAAUAUUUUUUGCUAACGGUACCAAUCCAAUAUGAUCUCAAACAUGCCAGAUCUAUUUCAUAUUACUUUAAGCUUUGAAAUAGUGUAUAAAUAUUCUCCCCAAAAUCUGCUUCUUAAUUUACAUAUGUAUCUCUUUUAUGAGACCAAAUGUAUUGCCAUAAUUAUCAGUACAUUGUAAGUUAUUAUUGUUCUCAUAUUUUAAUGUUUAAAAAAAAUGUUUUGCUCCAUUUAGGAAACAAAAAACGAUUUCUAAAUCAGAGGCUGGAUGAAUUUUUUUUUUUUAAAUAUAUAAAAAGUUUAUAUAUCCAUAAUGGCAAAAUAAAUUGAGAAUUGAAUUUU
Messenger RNA from Biomphalaria glabrata, 4538 nucleotides. RefSeq lists its product as uncharacterized. Lineage: Eukaryota; Metazoa; Mollusca; Gastropoda; Planorbidae. Bases 239 to 1861 code for a protein of 540 amino acids. The transcript has 10 exons. Gene Ontology annotation, cellular component: cytoplasm. The record is from RefSeq and is a predicted model, not a curated record. Gene Ontology annotation, molecular function: protein binding.